Linum trigynum is the source of this 974-nucleotide messenger RNA. Lineage: Eukaryota; Viridiplantae; Streptophyta; Magnoliopsida; Malpighiales; Linaceae. The record is from the annotation of a GenBank genome assembly.
GUAAAGCUUCUCCCCAACCAAGAAUGAAAAAAGAAAAGAUGAGAAAUUCAAAGCGAAAAUCCUCCCCCGGCGGCGAUUGCCCCGCCGAGAUUCCGGAGGAGGUUAUUAUGAGUGACAUCUUGUUGAAGAUUACGGACGGUGAGUGCUUGGGUCGAUGCCGCUGCGUCUGCAGAUCAUGGCGCGAUUACCUCUCGGCCCCGUCUUUGAUCCGGCAUAAGCUCCUCCUCCCAACACCAGAUUCGCGUUCUGAUUGUGAAAUUAUGAUUCCCGGCUCCGUCAAUGAUGACUACCGUCUGUACUCUCCGGACACUCUGGAACUCCUGACGCCUAACUAUUCCUCCUCCAUUCGGGACCUUGUUCCUGACUGGCAUCUCUGAAUGCUGCUUCAGUGAGGAGUCCAUGGUAACUCUUCUAAAGUCCUACGAUCAUAAUACCAAGACCAUGCGUAUGGGAAUAUGGAUGCUCUUGAAAUAUUGGGUAUCAGAAUCGUGGAUCAGGUUGUUUGUAAUUACAGAGCAUCCUAUAGUGGACAUUGUUGAUUCCGUGGGAUUGUUGAGGAAUUUGAGAUGCUUUUUCUUGGGAUGGAUUAAGAAGAGCACUCGUAAACGCUGCAUUAGUGUGUUUGAUCUUGCGACAGUAGAACUGAAUCAUUUCGAAACAUAUAGACAAUGUCCAACUAACAUCACAAGUUAUAUACCUUGUCAAUUUUCUCUCAGAGAUUAUGACCUGUAAAUUCAAAUCAUAUAUAGUCAGAUUUUUAUGGACAGCUGUAUGGUCUAUGGAUAACGUUCUUGUGUGGUAUUGUCACAUUGUCUACCGGCUCGAUCGCAGAUCUCGAAGGAGCUUAUAUGAGCUAUAUAUUGUUAAAUAUCACGGAUAGUGAAUGAGUUGCUCUCAAAAUUCGAGGAACUUAAUUGACGUGCUCUUUCAUCACAGUGAAAGAGGAUGGCGAUGAAUACAUGCAUGAUUGUCCU